Messenger RNA from Suricata suricatta (meerkat), 3892 nucleotides. RefSeq names its product ubiquitin conjugating enzyme E2 F (putative) (gene UBE2F). Gene Ontology annotation, cellular component: nucleus. Gene Ontology annotation, molecular function: NEDD8 transferase activity. The coding region runs from base 132 to 626 and encodes 164 amino acids. The record is from RefSeq and is a predicted model, not a curated record. NCBI's taxonomy places the organism in Eukaryota, Metazoa, Chordata, Mammalia, Carnivora, Herpestidae. The transcript has 10 exons. Gene Ontology annotation, biological process: protein neddylation.
CGGACGUCAGCCCCGGCCUCUGACUCCACGCGGAGGGUGUCUGUGAGAGACAGGCUGCUUGUGAAAGAUGCCCUGUGUGAGCUGCCAGACUGGAGUGUGGCCCUGGGAGGGGCUCAGAGGACCUGGUAUUGAUGUCCUCGGAGUGGGUAGCACUGCGGCCUCAGCCCACCUUUGCCCUUUUCUUUAAGGUUGCCGAGCUUGAAGCUAAUUUACCGUGUACGUGUAAGGUGCAUUUUCCUGACCCGAACAAGCUGCACUGCUUUCAGCUGACUGUGACCCCAGAUGAGGGUUACUACCAGGGUGGAAAAUUUCAGUUUGAAACUGAAGUUCCUGAUGCGUACAACAUGGUGCCUCCCAAAGUGAAAUGCCUGACCAGGAUCUGGCACCCCAACAUCACAGAGACAGGCGACAUCUGUCUAAGUUUACUGAGAGAACAUUCGAUCGAUGGCACCGGCUGGGCUCCCACAAGGACAUUAAAGGAUGUUGUUUGGGGAUUAAACUCUUUGUUUACUGAUCUUUUGAAUUUUGAUGAUCCACUGAAUAUUGAAGCUGCCGAGCACCAUCUGCGGGACAAGGAGGACUUCCGGAAUAAAGUGGAAGACUACAUUAAGCGUUACGCCAGAUGAUAGGAGGAGGAGCCGGUGGGGCUGUGGACUGUGUGUUGUAGGCUUGUCCCCAACCGCAACCGGAGGGUGCCUCCUCCCCAGCCCUCGCGCUCCCUGCCCCCGGGGUCGUCCGCAUCCUGUGACCACGCUGUCCCGAGGAGGAGCCUCUUCACGACUGCCCAUUGUAGAUGGAGAGUCCCACAUAAAUACAGCAGGAAAAUGUGUCUGGGGUUCUAAAGAGUUGUCUGCUUCCCUUAACAUGUUUACUGUUCGGAAACUGUACUGUAUAGGCUGUUGACGAGACUCCUGAGAAGCUGUCAUGAACUCAGAACUGAGGCUAGCGCUUGCUUCUUCCCUCUUCCCAGAGCCCUUCCCUGCACAAGCGAUGCUGAUGAUGUGCUCAGUGUAGCCCCCGGCUGGGCGGGGAGAAGCCCGCCGCACACUGUGAGGGAAUGCGGAUCCGCUCAGCCCCUCCUGCCGUGUCGGUCCUGCCUGGAUGUCUGAACCUGCCCAGAAUGCACAUCACUCACUGUAGAUCUCUUACCGAAAUGCGUAUUUUAUUUAAUGUAAGUAUAUUUUGGAACAGAUUCGUAAUUUGUACAAUUUAAUGCUUUAAUUAUUUUUUUCUAUCCUCAUUUAGUUUGUAUUUUCAUUGUAUAGAGCAGACAGGAAGAUAUUGGGGAGAAAUACAAAGAAAAUAUGAAAGACACAUUAUUCCUUCUGUACAAAUGAAACAAGAAUUUGGCUUUUAAAAAUCAGCUCUUUUGGGUCCAGACGGGGCCCUUUGAAGCUAGAUCAGGGUGAUUGGAAACAGAAGGCGGGGAGCCCUGGCUCACCUGGGGCCCUGACCCACGUGUCCGCACUGGUUUUGUGGUUGUGAGCCAGCCGGCGGUGCCGGAGAGCCGGACCCUCGUGUCCGGAGGGAGCCGGCCCACCAGUGUCCGAUGUCACUGAGACCGGGCCUGUGGCCUCCCUCGUUUGCUGUGGUUCCGGGCCAGCCGUGGGGAGCCUCCUGGGGCCUCGCAGGCCUGGGGCUCAGCAGCAUGCGGCCAGACACGCCAGGCCAGUGCCCUCCGGAGGAAGAGAGCCAAGGAGGCAGCUGGGUUGACUCUAGCCUUUAGACCUCUGGAGCAGUGAGAUCAAGUGUGAAAUAAACGUGUGUGUGGUUUUCACCUGCAGCCUGCCUGGCACACUCCAGUCUAACGGACAGCCUCCUCUGCCCUCCAGAUCCCCCUCUGCCACCCGCCAGCCUCGUUUCUUUUCCGGAUUUAUGACGCGGUCUCUGAGUCUGAGAUCAGUGCGGCCUGGAGGUCGGCAGGGAGGGAGAGUAGGCCGGGCUUCCCGUUCGUAGUCCCGAUUUGGGCCCGUUAGAGGGGCCCCGACUAGUCGGCCACCCCUCUGGCGCACAGAGCGGGAAGAGCGGGGCUGGAUCGGGGGCACGGUGGCGUCAUGGAGGCUCGGGGCCCGGGAGGAACACCCCAGUAGCCCUACUUCCCGGGGCCUCGAAGAGGCACUGAAGCUUACGCACUUUAACUGGCGCUCGGCCCGGGGUCACAGGGACCUGGUCGGCAGGACCUGGGGCAGAUCAGCAGCUGGUCUGCCCGCCAGCCCUGUGACCCCGGCCACACGGUUCUGUGCCUGGGCGACCCCAGGCCUGAGUCAUGACGCCUCUCCCGGUGCUCCGGGCUGCUGCCGGGCUGCAUGGCUGGUGGUGCAGGUGGAGGUGAAAGAAAUGGUGCGGCGCCCACCGUUGGAAAGAGCGCCUCUGGCCAAGGCUGGGAGGCACAGCUGCUAAUGUGAGCUGGAAAUGUUUGCACAGCAGAAAAAUACUUCGCUUAUCAGAGAUCUAAGUCCUCAGAGAUGACCUUUCCACGUGGCCAGUCAUCCCUGUCUGACCCAUGGGAAUCCCUCAGAGGCCUCCCCUGCCCCCAUCUCGGUAAGGCGCGCACCCAGCCCAGCCACUGCGGUGGGGAGCCAGUCCUGCACUGGGAACGUGGCCGCUGGGGCCCGUGGCUUUUGGUGGCCACAGAACCCUACUUGCUGGCUUUUGGUUUCUGGGCGUCCCCUCCCCACUCGGGUCAAAGUAACAGUUCUGACUCAAUUCCGCCACUUGUGCUCCACCAAGCCGAUGAUAAAUAGUGAUUUCUGAUCUGUCAGAAGGGUUUCCUGAGGCAGCCCUGGGGUCAGAUGGCAUGGGGCGGGCCCUGGGGACAUGAGGCUCCCGGCCUCGCUGACGUCUGCUUGGGUCCCCUCUGAGGCCUAGGGUUUGGAUGUCAGCGGCAUGUUUUCCAGGCGCACUUGGAAACCGCUUCUGGGUAGACCUGUCGGAAGGGCAAGGCUCCCAUCUCUCCCCUUCCCUCAAGCACACCACCUGCCAGUCCCCUCGCUCCGCAGUCUUUCUAAAGAGGCCAGGGCCAGAGUGCCACAGGUGUCACGUGCUGGUCUCCUGGCUGUGUCACUCCACCCACUGAACCUGUGCUGGCCCACGGAGCGGCGUCCUGGGCUCCGGUGAAGUCACCCUGCUUUGCUUUUUCCGCUGAGAGCCUUAGAGGGCCGUGGAUGGUUUCUGCCGACUGCAGUCGAAGCCCGCUUGUGCGCUGCUAGAGAACCUGCCGGGCGGAAACUCACGUGGAAGCUCUGUAAGGGCGGCUCGGACGCUUGCAGGAGCUAAGACAGUUUGAACGUAUGGUCUUUAACAGGAACGCGGUACCUUGGUGUUCGCUAGUUUAAAUCUUUCAAAAGAUGUCAUGCAGAUUUUCCUCUGCCCCGAGUUCCUGGCCCAGCCCCUGCCCUUCCAUGAGAGGCCCCCAUGGGUGCAGAAGGCGACAGCCGCCACCCUCCCUGAUUCCGCUGGAGCCGGGCCAGCAUCAGCAAAGCCUCGGGCCCCCUGGUGGCCAAGCCAGCGUGCCUUCCUCUUGGGACAGCAGGGAGACCGGCCUGGGCUCCGGAGCGCAGCACAGAAAUCCCGGAGCGCAGCACAGAAAUCCCGGAGCGCAGACUUGAACUCCUAGGCGGUGGGCUCCCGGAGGACAUGUCCCACUCUUCCCUGGGGUAACCCUCACUCCCACCCCCGCCCCCAUUCCUUAAAGAACGGCUCUGAAGAAAAUCACAAAUUCCUAUUCCGUCAGACUUUUUCCCCAAGUGGACAGUCACAAUCACCCAGAAUAUGUAUUAAUGUAGAAUCCCAGCCACCUGCAGCCUGUAACAAGACUCCUUUCUCCGCUCGGGCAGCCUGUCCCGGUUUUGUGUUCACUUUCAUUCACUUAAAAAGUGUUUGACCUUGGGAA